Messenger RNA from Hyposmocoma kahamanoa, 1437 nucleotides. It is a transcript of the gene gammaTub37C, whose product is annotated as tubulin gamma-1 chain. NCBI's taxonomy places the organism in Eukaryota, Metazoa, Arthropoda, Insecta, Lepidoptera, Cosmopterigidae. Gene Ontology annotation, molecular function: structural constituent of cytoskeleton; GTP binding. The coding region runs from base 64 to 1437 and encodes 457 amino acids. The transcript has 10 exons. Gene Ontology annotation, cellular component: spindle; cytoplasm; centrosome. The record is from RefSeq and is a predicted model, not a curated record. Gene Ontology annotation, biological process: microtubule nucleation; mitotic sister chromatid segregation; mitotic spindle organization.
UGAUUAUCAGAAUAAAUAGAUAGCCGGUUGUAAUUAUUUAUCGGUAAUAAUUACACAAUCAAAAUGCCAAGUGAAAUGAUAACACUUCAACUCGGCCAAUGCGGCAAUCAGAUUGGCUUUGAGUUUUGGAAGCAGCUUUGUAUCGAGCAUGGCAUAUCUCCGGAAGGAAUAUUGGAGGAAUUCGCGUCAGCUGGUUCAGAUCGUAAAGAUGUGUUUUUCUACCAAGCAGACGAUGACCAUUAUAUACCAAGAGCCGUGCUACUUGAUCUGGAACCUCGAGUAAUUCAUACUAUAAUGAACUCUCCAUAUGCUAAGCUAUACAAUCCAGAGAAUGUGUACCUGUCAAAGCAUGGUGGAGGAGCUGGUAAUAACUGGGCGUCAGGAUAUGCUCAGGGAGAAAAGCUGAAUGAGGAAGUGUUUGAUAUCAUCAAUCGGGAAGCUGAUGGCAGUGACAACUUGGAGGGUUUUGUGCUAUGCCACUCAAUAGCAGGAGGCACAGGGUCUGGCAUGGGUUCAUACAUCCUUGAGCAUCUCUCAGAUAGAUUUCCGAAAAAGCUGGUGCAAACUUACAGUGUUUUCCCCAACUUGGAUGAAAUAAGUGACGUCGUAGUACAGCCCUACAACUCCCUGUUGACUCUGAAGCGGCUAACAGAGAGCGCGGACUGCGUUAUGGUGCUGGACAACACGGCGCUGAAUCGCAUCGCGAGCGACCGCCUGCACAUCCAGAACCCCUCCUUUGCGCAGAUCAACACCCUCGUGUCUACAAUCAUGAGUGCCAGCACAGCUACCUUGAGGUAUCCGUCGUACAUGAAUAACGACCUUAUCAGCCUGGUGGCGCCGCUGAUCCCCACACCGCGGCUCCACUUCCUCAUGACAGGAUACACGCCCCUCACAGCAGACCUCGAACAAACCACCGCACCAAAGAUACGUAAAACGACAGUACUAGAUGUAAUGCAAAGAUUGCUGCAGCCAAAAAAUAUGAUGGUGUCGCUCAGCCCCGACAGAACAAACCAGCAUUGUUACAUAUCAAUAUUAAACAUAAUCCAGGGCGAGGUGGACCCCUCGCAAGUGCACAAGUCCUUGCAACGCAUCCGCGAGCGCAAGCUGGCUUCGUUCAUCCCUUGGGGGCCCGCCUCCAUCCAGGUGGCGCUGUCUCGUCGCUCGCCCUACGUCCACGCGUCGCACAAAGUGUCCGGGCUGCUGCUCGCCAAUCACACCAACAUAUCGUCGCUGUUCGAUCGAUGUCUACAACAAUACGACAAACUCCGCAAACGAGAAGCUUUCCUGGAAGUGUUCCGCAAAGAGCCGAUGUUCAAGGAAUCGCUGGAGGAGUUCGACGAGUCGCGCGGUGUCGUCGACGAUCUCGUGCAGGAGUACCAGGCUGCUGCCACGCCCGACUAUGUGCACUGGAACCCAGCGUACCAUGGUAGUCUUUGA